Messenger RNA from Osmia lignaria (orchard mason bee), 2783 nucleotides. RefSeq names its product NF-X1-type zinc finger protein NFXL1. Gene Ontology annotation, molecular function: DNA-binding transcription factor activity, RNA polymerase II-specific; zinc ion binding; RNA polymerase II transcription regulatory region sequence-specific DNA binding. Gene Ontology annotation, biological process: regulation of DNA-templated transcription. Gene Ontology annotation, cellular component: nucleus. The record is from RefSeq and is a predicted model, not a curated record. Lineage: Eukaryota; Metazoa; Arthropoda; Insecta; Hymenoptera; Megachilidae.
AAGCUGAAUGAAGAAGUAUUUAUAUACGUGGAAGAAAUAUGGCUGAAAUUUAGAAUGAUUUGAAUGAAAUGUAUUUUGAACGAAUCACUUUUCUCCUUUUUCUUUACAUUUAGACAUUUUUUCUUUAUUAUAUGCAAAUAGAAGAAUCAUUAGAAUUUGAUUGAAUGAGCGCAAUUAAAAAACAAGAAAUAUGCAAAAAUUUAGACGAGCUCAAGCAGAAAAUAAAAUAGCAAUUAAUAAGCAUUUAGAAGCUAAUGCCUAUUUAGAAUCAUCCAGCGAGGAUGAGGAUGAUAGAAAUGAAGAAGAUAUGCAAAAUGUGGUUGAAAAGGUGCUAUCCGCUUAUCAAGGAAGAGAGGCAGAUUCAGAAAAAAUUUUAUCAUAUUUAAUUAAUAUUUUUCAAUCUGGUAGUGCUGUUUGCUUGAUAUGUAUUUCAACUAUAAAGAAAGCAGAUGCGAUUUGGAACUGCAAUAAAUGUUAUGCAUUUUUACAUUUAUCAUGCAUUUUGCAUUGGAUACGGGAUAGUUUAAAUGUUAAACAUGAAAAAGGUAUCGCACCAGUAUGGGCAUGUCCAAAAUGUCGCACAGAAUACGAACAAGACGAAGUUCCUCGUAAUUAUAAAUGUUUCUGUAAAAAAGUCGUGGAUCCUUCUUAUUAUCCAUGGAAUAUUCCACAUUCUUGUGGAGAAACUUGUGGAAAAGCUUUGCAACCGGAGUGCGGUCACAAAUGUGUAUUACUUUGUCAUCCAGGACCAUGUCCUCCUUGCGGAAAAACAAUAUCGAUAAGCUGUUAUUGCGGCAAACAAGUGCCACAGCCACGACGAUGCAAUGCAAAAGAAUGGAGCUGUGAUACCGUAUGCGAUAAAAAAUAUAAACUAUGCUCGCAUAGUUGCAAGCAAGUGUGUCACACAGGUGAAUGCCCUCCUUGUGGAGAAGCGUUAUUGAUAGAGUGUCAUUGCAAGAGUAAGAAAGAAAUGAAGCAAUGCUUUGAAGGCUCGUGGAUUUGCGACAUACCCUGUCGUAGAGCACUUUCAUGUAACGUUCAUAUUUGCCAAAGCACCUGCCAUUUACCUGGCGAUUGUGGAAAUUGUCCAUUAGAGAAGAAUAGGACUUGUCCUUGUGGAAAGAAACGAUAUGCGGUAUCUUGCGAACAAGAACAGGUACCAACGUGUGGAGACACGUGUGGAAAAUUAUUAGAGUGUGGCUCACAUUAUUGUAAUAUGAGAUGUCAUACAGAUAAAUGCGGUCAAUGUUUAGAGGUAGUGAGGAAAUCAUGCCGUUGUGGUAGUUAUCAAAAAGAAAUUGCAUGCGGUAAAGAAUUCCAUUGCAACAAGAAAUGCACGCAAAUGCGUCUAUGUGGAAGACAUUUAUGCAAUAAAAAAUGCUGUGACUGUUUAAUGAAAAACAUAUACAACGUAUGCGAAAAGAUAUGCGACAACGCUUUAAACUGCCGUAAGCACAAGUGUUCUGCACCUUGUCACAGCGGUCCUUGUUAUCCAUGCGAGAGAACCGAUAUUAUUCAAUGUAGAUGUGGUUAUAAUAAAAUAACAAUACCGUGUGGUACGAUGAAGAAAAUUAAACCACCGGCAUGUAAUAAACCAUGCAAGAUACCGCCGAUUUGUCAUCACCUUAAAAGGGAAACUCACAAAUGCCACCAAGGCCCUUGUCCACCUUGCAAAAAAAUUUGUGGUUUGAUAUAUAAAAGAUGCGGCCAUUCUUGCGUUGCUGUUUGUCAUACAAAAGUUUGGGUAAAAGUGAAUAAAAAUGACGUGAAAACGCAACCCACAGGUCCAUGGGAUAUACAGAAAGAAACUAUGCAGCUUAAAACACUACCCUGUCCGGCAUGUGAAGUAUCUGUACCGGUAACUUGUUUAGGAGGUCAUGAAAUACGUCCAUGGCCUUGUCAUGCAGCUAAACCUACUUCUUGUGGAAGACUUUGCGGAAGAAUAUUACCUUGUACCAAUCAUAGAUGCGAAUUAGAUUGCCAUAAAGUAGCAUCUUCUGAAGAUGCAAAGAAUAGCAUUCCAUGCAUGGAAUGUGAAAAGCCAUGCUUGUUUCCACGACCGCAAGGCUGCACGCAUUUAUGUCCAAAACCAUGUCAUCCAGCGCCUUGUAGUCCUUGCAAGCAAUUAGUCAAAAUUUCAUGCCAUUGUGGUAUAGGCACAUUAUAUCGAAGGUGUUCUGAAUUAACAUCAGCUACGAUCGAGCAACGUAAUGAACUACUUAAAUGUGGAAAUCAGUGUCCAAAAAAUUAUUCUUGUGGGCAUAGAUGCAUGAAUAAUUGUCAUCCUGGUCCAUGCACAAAUGAAAACGAAUGUAAUAAAAAAAUAAAAUUAUUCUGCUCGUGCAAACGUAUCAAGAAAGACUAUAUAUGUUCGAUGGUACAAAAGCAAGAAAUUUCUAUAAAAUGCGAUGAAAUUUGUAUUAAGUUGAAGAAUGAGAAGCGCCAAGCUGAAGCCGCAUUAUUAGAACAGAAACGACAAGUAGAGGAAAUGCGUAAUCAAGAAGAAAUCAAGAAAUUCGAACGAAAAUUCAAAUCUCGGCGUAAAGGAAAAGAUAAAUUUGAUAGGAAACAAUUCCAUGAAGAGACGUGUAAUAAUUAUAGAAAAUGCUGGAUUUUAACUAUUUUAAUAACUUUAAUAAGUAUUUUAAUAUAUUAUGUAGGUAUGGAGAAACUGUAAAUAGUUGAAAACAGUUAAAAACCAUGCAAACAAUAUUUUGUAAUUUUGAUUGUAGAAAAAGCAGGUUUUUUAGCUGAAUUGAAUAAAAUAAUUUUUAUUCUGUAAA